This is a messenger RNA of Paraglomus occultum, 1641 nucleotides long. The record is from the annotation of a GenBank genome assembly. Lineage: Eukaryota; Fungi; Glomeromycota; Glomeromycetes; Paraglomerales; Paraglomeraceae.
AUGGCUCUACGCGUGCCCAAGAGUAGUUACCCUCAACUUUUCAAAGAAGGUUACAAGCAAUAUCAAGGAAUUGAUGAAGCCGUGUUAAGGAAUAUUGCUGCUUGUCAUGAACUCGCAGAGACUGUACGCACUUCUUUUGGACCAAAUGGACGAAAUAAAAUGGUUAUUAAUCAUCUUGAAAAACUUUUUGUUACGAGUGAUGCCGCAACAAUUAUUCGUGAGCUAGAGGUGGUGCAUCCUGCGGCCAAGUUGCUAGUGAUGUCCAGUCAGCAGCAAGAACAAGAAGUUGGUGAUGCAACAAAUUUUGUUCUAGUGUUUGCAGGUGAACUGCUACAAAAAGCAGAGUAUCUUUUGCGUAUGGGCGUUUCUAUUAGUGACAUCAUACAAGGAUAUGAAAUUGCUCGUGAUAAGGCUCUCGAAAUAUUAGAAACACUGUCUGUUGAGACUGUUGCUGAUCCCAAAUCGGAUACAGAACUCAAGAAGGCUAUAAGGAGUGCGAUGGCAUCCAAACAAUAUGGCUAUGAAGAACUUCUCUCUGAUCUAGUAGCACAAGCCGCUCUCACGAUUAUGCCUAAGAACCCAGUCAAUUUCAAUGUAGACAGUAUCCGCGUGGUUAAAAUCAUGGGUAGUAAUAUAUUUGACAGUAAAGUUAUAAACGGCAUGGUCUUUGGACGUGAGGCGGAGGGUUCGGUGCACAAGGCUUUAAAGGCAAAGAUUGGUAUUUUUACGUGUCCUUUGGAUAUUACGCAGACGGAGACAAAGGGGACCGUUUUAAUUCAUAAUGCCCAAGAAAUGCUGAAUUUUACUAAAGAUGAGGAGAAGCGUCUGGAGCAGAUAUUUAAAGAAAUAGCCGAUGCGGGCGUAAAAGUAGCAGUCACCGGCUCUUCAGUUGGUGAACUUGCUCUUCAUUACUUGAAUCGGUUCGACAUAAUGGUCGUCAAAGUUCUCUCCAAAUUCGAUCUUCGUCGUCUAUGUCGAGUGACUGGAGCUACUGCUUUGGCUCGAUUGGGUCCGCCGAUGCCAGAAGAAAUGGGCUUUUGUGACAUCGUCGAGACUGUCGAGAUUGGUGGUGACCGUGUAACGGUGUUUAGGCAAGAAGAUGAGAAGACAAAAACAGCAACAAUUGUUAUUCGCGGAGCUACUCAAAAUCAACUCGACGAUAUCGAACGUGCUAUUGACGAUGGCGUCAAUUCGGUCAGGGCUGCCACCAGAGAUAAUAGACUGGUUGCUGGUGCUGGUGCAACGGAGACAGAAUUGGCUAACCAGCUUUCAACCUUUGGCGAGACAACGCCUGGAUUGAAUCAGCAUUCAAUCAAAAAAUAUGCCGAAUCGUUUGAAGUAAUUCCUCGCACUCUUGCAGAAAAUGCCGGAAUGGAUGCUACCAAAAUUCUUUCCAAUCUUACCCGAGCUCACUAUAAGGAGAAGAAGGUUACGGUUGGCGUUGAUGUUGAAAAUACCGAAGAUGGUAUGAUUGAUGCAUCAGAAGCGAAGAUAUUUGAUUUACUUGUUACGAAGGCAUGGGCUAUUCGAUACGCGACAGAUGCUGCAUUAACAGUAUUACGUGUAGAUCAGAUUAUUAUGAGUAAACCAGCAGGAGGUCCGAAACCUCCAAAGGGAAAUAGUAAUUGGGAUGAAGACUAA